UCACGAACACUGAAGAGGGAAGAACUGUCCAUUCCUUCAGUUCGAGACUGUGUCGCAUUGCACAUGGGUGGUUUGCACAGCCUGACGCUUCCUCUUCCUAAGAUGCCCACAUUUCUCUUCAAGACCCUGGCAAAAUUCCUCCAACAGUUGACCGGUACUCGUCAGCCCCCUGUACGGCGACCGCAUUCUUGUACUCCGACGGCUACAGAAGGUGGUGGAGGAGGCGGUGGGGGAGAACAAGAUGCUGGAUUGCCAGAUGAUGUUCUCUUCAGCCCCCAGCCGGGCUCACUUGCCACCUCCCAACUCUUUGGCUCUACGUCUUCCAUUUGCUCGGUUCAUGAGACCCAACCGCAUCUUUUCAAAUUUGUCAAUGAUUGGCGGCUUGUGGAAGAGUUUGAAUGGCUUAGGACAACGUUCUUUGGAAAUAUGGAUCGCUUCCCAGUCAGAUUUUGCCACAAUGAUAUUCAAGAAAAUAAUCUCUUACUAUACAAAGACCCUUCCCAACGCGGUUGGUAUAGAAUUCUGACCAUCGACUAUGAAUAUAGUAGCUACAAUUUUCGGUGCAUUGAUGUGGGAAACUUUUUCAACGAAUGGACCUAUGAUAACACUUAUCCUCAUGCUCCAGGAUUUGCCUAUUAUCCCGAUGCUUAUCCCUCUCGAGAAGAACAGUUGGCUUUUUGGCGCAAAUACCUCACAGUCUACCAGUUCGCGGAAUGUGCAGGUCGAAUUCCAGGUACCUACAUCCAGCACAGUCGGAGAGUCCACUCGCAAAGUGUGUGCACCCAAUCAAAAAUGGAGAUUGUUAAAUUGCUGCGUUCUCCACCUUCGGCACCAAUCUUCAACGAGAACAGUGAAAUCGGUGACUGUGAUGCUUGUAAUACGACAACUAAUUACUGCGAUGAGGACCCCGCUUUGAGGUGCCUCUCUGACCUCGAAGAAGUCCGUGAACUUGAGGAGGUGACCUUGACCCCAGAACAAGAAGAGGCUCUUACUUUGGAGUCCACUUAUGGUGCCCUAUUCUCACAUAUCUGGUGGGCUGUUUGGGCCCUAAUUCAAGCACAAAUCUCCAGUUUCGAGUUUGGAUUUAUUGAAUACGCCGAAUCUAGGAUGACGGCUUACUAUAACCUAAAGAAGACUCUUCCAGCCUCAGAAUUUCCUAACCAUGAAAACCCAAGUCCAGACAUUCCAAGUCUUCGAAAAACCAGCGAGCAGUUAUUCACCAUGGAUCCAGUCUCUAGAGUCUACAAAAACGGUGAAAAUAAAAUGUCAUCUUCAAGUUUCUAUAUAGAAGAAGGCGAUGUUGAUUAA
Rodentolepis nana is the source of this 1308-nucleotide messenger RNA. The record is from the annotation of a GenBank genome assembly. NCBI's taxonomy places the organism in Eukaryota, Metazoa, Platyhelminthes, Cestoda, Cyclophyllidea, Hymenolepididae.